GGAUCCGGCCCCCGAGCCUUGACUUUGACACGUGUGUUUUAGGUCUUCACGCUGAAUAUUUUUGGGCUGCAGUCAUGAUAGUUGGUACCAGUAUUUAUCAGUGACAGACCUGAGCAGCAUCAGUUCCUGAGUGGAGGUGACAUCUCCUGGAACGUUGCAUUUCUGAGAGCAUUUAUCUUUAGUCUAAAAGAAUCUGCUGAGUUUUUCAAACAGUUUCUAAUCUUCAUCUUUUGAGUGGAUUCCUGUCAGAGAUCUCCGUCCGCCUGCAGCUCUCCUGCAGCCCAUCAAUAACAUAACGUGUCAGAAGAACAAGGUCCCCACAGGCACCGAACCCAGACUUCAAAGGGCCGUGAAGACGACAUCUAAAGCAGAAACCCGGAGCCACAGAUGACACAUCUACUCCAUAAACAUCAGAAUACCUUUAUUUUCAAAUCCAGACUGAAGACAAGAAUCUCCAUUCUUCUCUAAAUCUCUUCUGUGCUCAGAAUUAGUAAUCCAGAAUUCGUAAUCCAGUUUUCAUUUAUGUUUUGAUUUUCAACACGACACAUAAAAAUAAUGUAAAGAGGUUUCCUCUGUGAUUUAAUUUAGAAUGAGCUUAAAUCUGAUCUUUUGCUGAACAUCAGUGUCUAGUUGCUCUGUCAGAAGUAAAGUUCUUCAAAAUAUAGAUUUAUAUGUAGAGAUUAGACACUCUACAUCAGUGUUGUUUAUAUUCAAUAAUAAAAGGAUGAAAAGGAUGACGGCACAACAACUUUAUUUCAUUUUUUCUGUGAGACGGCAGAAACAUCUCUAGAGAUGUCUGUAGAUGUGGAUAAGUGAAUUUAUAUAUUCAAUAUUAAUCAACAUAAAGAAUUCUAUUCCUCAAACUGCGCCCAUCUUAUGAUGUAGUAAAAUAUAUUUAGCAUUUAUGUCUUUGUAUUUUUGAUGCUUCAUGAAAGGAAAUAAAAAAUGAUGGAAAUAAUGUGUUUGACUUCUUCUGCUGCAGGAUCUGAUUUAACACAGGGUGUGUUUUAUUUCGAAAGGAACUUGUAUGCCCUGCUCUCAAAAGUACAUUAAAUGAUGCUAUAAAUAUAAUAUACAACACAGGUAUUUUUAUAAAGAAAGACCCUAAAACACAAAUAAAGAAGACAUUUCUGAACUCAUUUAGUUUUGGUCGGUGGGAAAGGUUACAGUGACUAUCACAUGAGGCUGUUUUAUAGAUAUCUGGGAUACCCAAUAUAGUAGAAUAUUUAAAGACAUAACUUUCAGGCACAGACGGCAGCCCACGUGGGAACCUAGAAUUUCCGCGGAGGUUUUCGGUUCGUGAACGCAGCGCAGCUUGCUCAGCGUGUCGUUCCAGCUGCAGGAGAACCAAAGCAAACAGUCAGUCAUGUUCCUCCUCCGUGACUCCAGGAGACAAGCAGGAGGGUCUGAACGCACAGCAUCCUGGGAUUAUUAGUUCAAAGUGUCAGGAUGGGUUUCUAAAGCAUCCUCACGCUCUCAGGUGAGACACUUUUAACAAGACGCACUUUUUAAGGUGGGAACUUCCAGAUCAAUGAGACGCAAUUCAGGAUUUUUUAAACAUAUAACUAAAAGCAAGAAAACAACACAGAGUUGAAGAAAGAAAACACCUGCAGGGAUUCUCGAUAUGUUUUCCACGGCUAUCCUCGCCACGGCGCUCUGCGCUUUUGCGCACUUGGACACUUUUACGCACGGCUGCCAGCUGCCCUCCGAGUGGCGGCCGCUGAGCGAGGGCUGCCGGGCGGAGCUGGCGGAGAUCAUCGUGUACGCUCGGGUCCUGGCGAUCCACCGGGAGCCUCUGGGGAUCGGAACCAGCAGCCUGUUCAACUCGCUGCCCUUUGGCUUCGCGUAUGGAUACGAGGGCGCAGAGGAAGGACUGCUGUACUCGGCGGAGGUGGAGCUGCUGUGCGACCAAGCGUGGGGCAGCAUGCUGGAGGUGCCCUCUGGAUCCAGGCUGAACCUGACCGGGCUGGGCUACCUGUCCUGCCAGUCCCACACCGUCAUGGAGAACGACUCCUACUUCUUUUUCCUCAGAAUGGAUGAGAACUACAGCAUCCUCCCUCACGGCGUCAACUUCCAGGAUGCCAUUUUCCCGGACACGGCGGAGAACCGGCGCACGUUCUCCAGCCUCUUCCAGUUUGCAAACUGCUCAGAGGGGGGGACGCUGCUGCACUCCUUCGGUCCUGACUGGGAAGUCCAGGAGGACAGCAGGCUGCUGUGCUCCUCGGUCCAGGUGGCGCUGUUCGAGGAGGAGGAGCGCAGCCGGAAGCUGCAGGAGCGGCUGGCCGUGCUGGAGAAGAGGAACCGGCAGCUGAAGGACCGCGUUCGGAAGGUGAAGCGCUCCCUGAGGAACGCCCGCAAAGCUGCGCGUAAGGCGGAGCAGGAGGCGCGGGAGCUGCAGGGGAAACUCAACGCCGCGGACAGAAGGGCGGGGCGGUACCUCAACGCCAUAACGCAGGAGGAGCCUGCGAACGGCGCCUUCACGAGUGCAGCGAUGCAGCAGAGGAUGCAGCUGUGAAGCAACAUUCACUCAGACUGAUAUGAGCCGAGGAGACUCAUCACACACUUUAUUUAAUUUUUCAAUUAAAUCUUUUUUUAAUUAAAAAAUAAGCUAUUUUUUUCAUCAUCUUAUAGCAUCACAACACAUUUAAUGACUUUUUACUGCAACCUGGUUGGAGGACUCACAACCUGUGCAGUUGGCGUCAGGCUUUCUGCUUCUUUCAAGCGUCAGAUUCCUCCGCUUUCUGCGAGUUCUCUGUUUCCAUGGAGCUUCUUCAACGUUUAAACCCAAAUGAAACACAACAGUUUAGUCAUUCUGAUGAUGAAUUAGCACAAAAGUGACUUAAAGGAAUCUGAAAAGUCCUCUGUGCUUCAGACGUGUUAGCUGCACCUCCUCAAACUCUACUUUGAAUUGCUUGCAAGUGAACCCUGGUGUGGUUCAGUGAAGUGUGAACACAGAUGAGCUUUUUAGAGAGUUGAGCUCCUUAAAUACUGAAAACAAUCCAAAAGAAGGAACAAUCAAGUAAGUGUCAAGGUGCCUUAAUGAGGAGAAAAAUGUAAAGAUUUCUUUAUUUCCUUUUUUGUGUUCUGUGUUACUUACUUGUCCUGUCCAGCAGCUGAGUACACUGAUAAGAAAUGUUGUGUGGAGCAGUUUGUCCUGUUACAAUAGGUGUUUUUUUAACCCUAAGCAAGAAAAACUUGCAUCUGAUGAAAAUCCUGUUUUUUUGAGUUUUUAUUAUG
This is a messenger RNA of Oryzias melastigma (Indian medaka), 3237 nucleotides long. It is a transcript of the gene ccdc3a, whose product is annotated as coiled-coil domain containing 3a. Gene Ontology annotation, biological process: negative regulation of gene expression. Bases 1625 to 2515 code for a protein of 296 amino acids. The record is from RefSeq and is a predicted model, not a curated record. NCBI's taxonomy places the organism in Eukaryota, Metazoa, Chordata, Actinopteri, Beloniformes, Adrianichthyidae. Gene Ontology annotation, cellular component: extracellular region. The transcript has 3 exons.